AUGGAUGAAGAACAUGUAAAACCUAUUAGUUUGAAGGCCUUGGUGGACAAGGUGAGCAAAAAAAUUAUAUUUGCUGAAUCUAAUGAGGAAUUUAUUGAUGUCCUCUUCAGUUUCUUGACGAUGCCAAUGGGAACAAUCAUCAGGCUCAUCCGUAAUCGACCUCCAACAAUGGGGAUAGGCUGCAUGAACAAUUUAUAUGAAUGCAUUGAGAAUCUUGAUGUGAAAUUAUUCAGGACUGAAUCAUGCAAAAAAAUGUUGUUAUAUCCCAGAAAUGCAGCUGCAGUUCAGUGCAGGAGACUACAAUUGAAUAUUGAUGAGACUGAGCCGCCGAGGUACUUUCUUGGCAAUCCCAGUAGUUGCACUCAUUUAAGUCACUAUAGAGACGUUAUUUGUCCCUUUGGAGAGUGCCUAAAUAUUGAGAAGUUUCUUGCUCAAGAUAGAGGGGUGUUUGUUAAAGAAAUGACCCAACUUAUGAUAAGUGAUGAAUUAUGA
Molecule: messenger RNA, 492 nt
Organism: Pistacia vera
Lineage: Eukaryota; Viridiplantae; Streptophyta; Magnoliopsida; Sapindales; Anacardiaceae
Exons: 1
Coding region: 1-492 (163 amino acids)
Source: RefSeq, a predicted model, not a curated record